AGUUUUCGAAACCCUAAUUUUGCCUGUCGUCCUUGAGUUCGUGGCCUCUUCUCUUGAAUCUUGCUGCCUGUCCCUAGCCUCGGUCGGUUGCGGAUCAACCUUCUCGUAGCUUAAUCUUGUGGUCGUGUCUCGUCCGUUCACUUUCUUUGUUUCGUGUUAGGGGUUUCAUUGAUCACUUCUGUUUAUAGUAAAAAGAGUAACCGUAGGCAUGGCUCAUCGGUUGUUGAGAGACGAGGACGCGGACGGCUGGGAGCGCAGCGACUUCCCGAUUAUCUGCGAGACUUGCCUCGGAGCGAAUCCUUACGUUCGCAUGACCAAGGCGAGUUUCGACAAGGAGUGCAAGAUCUGCACGCGGCCCUUCACCGUCUUCCGAUGGCGGCCCGGCCGCGACGCGCGCUACAAGAAAACCGAGAUCUGCCAGACGUGCUGCAAGCUCAAGAACGUGUGCCAGGUGUGCAUGUUGGAUCUGGAGUACGGGCUGCCGGUGCAGGUGCGGGACUCGGCGCUCAACAUCAGCACCACGGACGCCAUCCCUCAGAGCGACGUCAACCGCGAGUACUUCGCGGAGGAGCACGACCGCAAGGGUCGAGCGGGGCUGGACUACGAGUCGUCGUUCGGCAAGGCGCAGCCGAACGACCUCCUACUGAAGCUGCAGCGCACGACGCCGUACUACAAGCGCAACCGCGCGCACAUCUGCUCCUUCUUCGUCCGCGGGGAGUGCACGCGCGGGGCGGAGUGCCCCUACCGCCACGAGAUGCCCAUUACUGGGGAGCUGGCGCACCAGAACUUCAAGGACCGCUACUACGGUGUGAACGACCCCGUGGCGAAGAAGAUGAUGCGGCUGGCGGCGGAGAUGCCGUCGCUGGAAGCACCCGAGGACACGAGCAUCAAGACGCUGUGGGUGGGGGGUGUGGACUCGCGGAUUACCGAGGAAGACCUCAAGGACAAGUUUUACGCCUAUGGCGAGAUCGAGUCGAUUCGUCUCAUCACCCCCCGCAGCUGCGCUUUUAUCACAUACACAACGAGGGAGGAUGCAGAGAAGGCGACGGAGGGCCUAGCUAACAAGCUCAUCGUGAAGGGGAUCCGGCUGAGGCUCGACUGGGGCCGGCCGAAGCAAGAGGGAAUAGAAGGGGGAGAAGAGGCGGGAGGAAGGAAGCUGCUAGAAGGGGGAGAGGGGGAGCGGGUGGCGGGGAAGGGGGAGGAGGAGGCGGAGGAGGAGGAGGAGGAGAGGGGGAAGGUGGUGUGGAGGGUGGUGCAGGGGGCGCUGAUGGUGCUGGGGGAAGUGGUACAGGAGAGGGCGUGGCUGGGGCUGGCUUCGGGAUCUUGCCUCGGAGUGGGGUAGGUUUGACGGUAGGUCCGGCGACGUCUGCAUCGAUGUACCCAUCUAUGAAUCCUGAGAGGAUGGGGGCGCGCACACGGAACAGGGAAGGGGGGGAGGGAGGAGGUGGGGGAGGAGGAGGAGGGGGAGGGGGGGGCGGUGGUGGUGGUAGCAGUGGUGCUGGCAGCGGCGAUGCUGCUGCUGCUGCUGCUGCUGCUGCAUCUGUUGCUCCCGCAUACCAAUACCCACCGCAUGCUUACCCCCCUCCUGGCCAUGCCGCCUAUCCCGCCACCUCCCCUCCCCAGCCUUACCAACCUCCCCCAGGCAUGCCGGCUCCAGGCGCCCCUCCCCUUCAUCCAGGGGCCUACCAGCACCAGCAGGGGCCAUACCCCGAUUCCUACCCCCCUCCCAUGGGUUACCCCCAGCAGCAGCAGCAGCAGCAGCAACAGCACUAUCAGCAGCAGCAACACUAUCAGCAGCAGCCGCAGCAGUAUCAACAGCCCCCAUACAUGCCGCCCCCCUCCCAGUAUGCUCCACAGCAAGGCCCUCCACCCCCAUACCCAGGUGGUCCGUCAGGUGCUCCGCAACAAUACCCAGGUGGUCCUCAGCUGUUCCCAGGUGCUCAACAACAGUACCCAGGUGGUCCUUCAGGUGGUUCGCAACAGUACCCAGGUGUCCCGCCAGGUGCACAGCAGCAAUACCCCGGACCUCCUCCGCAGCAGCCCUACCCUCCCCAACAGUACCCUGGGCCCGGGCCAGCAGGUCCGGGGCAAUACGGUCCUCCCAGGCCUGGUGCCGGGCCUCAGGGUUAGGCUUGCAGAAGGGUGCAGAGCAGUCGGCUGUGGCGGACAAGGGUUGUGCGAGCAAUUCACGUUUUUCUCAGCUCCCCCUGAGCCGUGCCUGCAGCUGAGAAGGGUUGUACUCUGCUUCACUACCCUUUUUGGCCGCUGAUAUGGUCUGAUCCGGUGGUGGGGCACACUGCAUGUGCUUGUAGCGAGGCAGCAUGUCGAUUGAGAGGUGUGUGUGCAUUCCGUGUGACUCCUCAGCUGGGUUCCGUGCUGUGCAAGGGACCAGCUUCGGAUUUGAGGCGUCAGCGUGGGACACCAUGUAUACUGUUGUUAACGCAGAGUUGGUUUGAGGAAGGUCCUGCAGUGCAGCAGGCAUGGUGCCUGCCUGCCUGUUACAGGUGCAGCAGUCGGGAUGGCUCUUUGUAUCAUCGGACGGUUUUACUUUCAUCUGAGAUCAUGUCUCAUCUAGAAGGAUUCAGAGCAGUGUCUCUGUUUUGGAUACCGACUUCAACAGGGAGGAAC
Molecule: messenger RNA, 2628 nt
Organism: Closterium sp. NIES-67
Lineage: Eukaryota; Viridiplantae; Streptophyta; Zygnematophyceae; Desmidiales; Closteriaceae
Source: the annotation of a GenBank genome assembly